Molecule: messenger RNA, 5644 nt
Organism: Salmo salar (Atlantic salmon)
Lineage: Eukaryota; Metazoa; Chordata; Actinopteri; Salmoniformes; Salmonidae
Source: RefSeq, a predicted model, not a curated record
CACAGCUACGUCGCAUCCAUAGGGACCGUUCCACGAGCUCUAUGCGUCAAUAAAGGGGUCCUUUUUGGUCACGGUGGACCGAGCAUGACCACGACUUUGGGACUGUUUUCCAGAGGACCAGACGACUGGGAGAACUACAAUAGCAACCCCACUCUUUGUGGGAGAGAGCCCCCCUCCUCGGCUCUGAACAUCGCUCUUUCCACUCCACCCCUCCUAGGUUGGGUCUCGCAGAGCUUUACCUCGCCUGUCGAUUUUUUUUCAUCACUGCGGUGAGUGUGUGUGUAUGUGUGUGUGUGUGUGUGUGGGAAGUCUGUGAGCUCACACAGAAAUACCCUUAUGGUAACCGCCUCAGUCAUACAGCUGACAUGUAAAUCGACUUGCCAGCCGGCUAUCAAAACCGAGCCAGACAUUGAAGACAUACGGCAAAUGAAGACACCCGCCGCAGGAGAAGCACUCCACCAUCCAUCCAACUCUGCAGUUCAGUCCUCUCCGGAAAAUCUUUCCACCUGCCGACACGUCUUAUAUGACCGUCUCAAAGAUGACAUGGCGUCCUCAGUAUCGCAGCUCCAAGUUCCGCCACGUGUUCGGUAAGGCCGCCACCAAGGAGAACUGCUACGAUGGCGUGCCCAUCACGCGGAGCGUCCACGACAACCACUUCUGCGCCGUCAACCCGCGUUUCAUUGCCGUCAUCACAGAGUGCGCCGGGGGUGGAGCCUUCCUGGUCCUCUCUGUCCAUCACACAGGGAAGGUGGACCCCCUUCACCCCAAAGUGUCAGGCCACAGAGGUAACGUACUGGACAUCAAAUGGAACCCCUUCAACGACUUCUGUAUAGCAUCCUGCUCAGAGGACUCCACGGUGAAGGUGUGGGACAUCCCUCCCCAUGGUGUGCUGAAGAACCUGACGGUGCCGUGGAAGGAGUUGCAGGGUCACAGCCGCAGGGUGGGCCUCAUCGAGUGGCACCCUACUGCCAACAAUGUGCUCUUCAGCACUGGCUAUGACUACCAGGUGAUGAUCUGGAACCUGGACAGCCCUGAGGCGGUGAUAAAGAACCCGGUGCGGACCAUCAGCCACCACACUGACGUGGUGCUCUCCAUGUCCUUCAAUACAGAUGGCAGCAGGCUGGCCACGUCCUGCAAGGACAAGAAGAUCAGAGUUCUAGAGCCACGCACUGGGAACCUGCUACAGGAGGCCAACUGUAAGAACCACAAAGCCAGCAAGGUGCUGUUCCUGGGGAACCUCAAGAUGCUGCUGUCCACCGGCAGCUCCCGCUGGAACCACAGACAGAUGGCUCUCUGGGACCAGGAGGACCUAGAUGUGCCUUUGUUACUGGAGGACCUUGAUGGUUCGUCUGGGGUGCUCUUUCCUUUCUACGACCCAGACACACACAUGCUCUACAUAGCAGGGAAGGGGGAUGGUAAUAUCCGGUACUAUGAGAUCAGCUCAGAGAAGCCCUACAUGCACUUCCUCACAGAGUACCACUCGCACACUCCUCAGAAAGGAAUGGGUAUCAUGCCAAAGAGAGGUCUGGACGUGAGCUCCUGUGAGGUGUUCAGGUUCUACAAACUGGUGACGAUCAAGGCCCUCAUCGAACCCCUCUCCAUGAUCGUACCUCGUAGGUCGGAGUCGUACCAGGAUGACAUCUACCCCAUGACGGCGGCGAGCGCGGCCGCCAUGUCAGCCGAGGAGUGGCUUAGCGGCAUUGACAAAGGCCCGGUGCUCCAGUCCCUAAAGCCUGGGAGUCGAGUACCAGACUCCUACCCGGAGCUGAGCUCCGGCCUGGGCAGUAAGGGGCUGGGCAACUCCCUGGGCACUCGGAGGUCCCAGAGCCGACCAGGCCAACUGCAGCUGGCGUACAUCCAGGACCAGCUUGGCAACAAGGAGGGCAAGGAGUGCAGGAGUAAGACAUCUGUCAGCAACGGACAGGACCCCACGCUCUGCUCGCCUCCCAAAACAGAGAACGAGGUAUGGGGCGGUUUCGAUCUGCGUCUGAAGUUCCACAAGCAGCAGGAGGAGAUCCGGCGUCUGCGGGAGAUGCUCAACCAGAGGGACGUCCGCAUCAAGCAGCUGGAGCUGGAGAUCAACAACGUGAGGAAUUCCCAGGGCUCGCACUGAGAAGAGGCUCCCCUUGCCCCCCCGUCGCACCAAGCCACCCUCACCUCUCCCUGGAUUACUCUCUGACCAACCCCUCCCCCGCUCUCUCACCCUGGGGGUCUCACUGUAAUUAACACCCCUCUAACCCCUCGACCCCCAUCUUCCUUACCCUAAAGACAAGGGCCCUUCCCAGGGGCCUCGCUGUCUCAUCUCAGAACACUAUCUGUCUCAGUGGAUGGGUCACAGCCUUACCAAGGCUCCUCAUGUCCCCCAUAUAUGUACAUACACCCAUAGACUCUCAGUCACUCCUCAAUAUGUAACAUAUUUUCAUGCUACCGCAUCACUAUACAUGUAAGCCGCUUGUCCCUCUCCCUGCUCCUCUCCCCAAAGUCAGUUUUCGUUUUUCCUUUUGUACGCUUCAGAGCUAUGCAAGUUUGAUGUACUUUAGUUUUGUUUUGUGGUAAAAAAAAAAAAAAUGUUUAUGCCGUUUUUAUUUGAAAAAGAAUGAAAAUAAGAUGUACGUGCCUGUCUUUAAAAGAUGGUGUGGUUGUCUGCUGGUUGUGUUUGAAUGUUGUCUGGAUGGGAGCAGAUGUCACACAUGAUUGUAAAAUACACUGAAUUUAUUUUCUAUGCUUUGUGAUUUUGCAUAUUUAAACAACUGUACAUGGAUGGGUGCUGGUGGAGAUGUCUGCGGGGAUGUCUACAUCUAGAAUGACAGAAUAUAUGUGUGGGAGAGAGAGAGAGAGAGAGAGGGGGAAAGAGACGUGCUUCGUUUUGUAUAUAUUGAGUCAAUUUGGGUCUUUUGCAUUUAAAGGUAGACUCAGCGAUAUGACGUAGAUGCAGAAAUUAAGGGCGUUGAAGCGUGAGGCAAAACUUCUCCGCUUUAUUGGUCCCGCUAUUGGUCACACCACGUGAACAGCGUGAAGCGAAUCCGUGCACAUGCGCAUAUACUGUGUGAGAACGAAGUCUUGCAUCUCGCUCGUCACAAUAUCUGCGGUGCUGCUCGUGGCAACGUCAUUUCGGUGAGUCUGACUUUAAUGAAGCUGCGUUUUGUUUUAAUGACUGGUAAACUGGUGGAAGAUCAAUCAACUGAAAGAACAAUCGUUGCCCAGCAGCUUUUAAAUACGCCAUUUAUUUGACCAGAAAGCAGCCAAGGGAAUCUCACUUGUCGUUUUUAAAAUUGCAUUUAUUUAUUCUGUUUCUUUUUAAUUUGUGGACAAGAAAAGGUAGCCGUAUGGAAUGAUGACCAAUUACCGAGGCAUGUUUUCACACCAGUGGCCACAGCUCUAUGCUUCAGGCACACCACUGAGUAUGUCUAACGCUAUCAGAUAACACACACCACAUCAUGUAGGGAGUGGGUUGGUAGGGCACACAAAGUUUCACUGUUUCACUGUCUGUUUGGUGCUGGUCCAUCCGUUUUCAUUGUUCCAAAGCCGCUGUGUAAAGUAGGAAUGAUAAAAAAAAAGGGAUUGAAUGAACCUCAAAAAGCCAUUGUGUAAUAUAUGACUUAACAGGGAACUUAAUGACUAUGUUGUUAAUUUGUAAGUGCUGACCCAAGUGAUUGGGUUGUCUCUUGAAAACAACAGAGGAAACUGUAAAAGGGAAUAUAUAUGUUUGGAGCAGGCUAAUUUGGAACAUUCAGGAUAACAGUAAGCCUUUGUUUUUUAUAUGAUGUCCAUUGCUUUUGUGAUGCACAACAGAGGAGGCUGGUUGGAGGAGCUAUAGGAGGAUGGGCUCAUUGUAAUGGCUGGAAUGGAAUGAAUGUAACAGAGUCAAACGGGUGUUUGAUACCGUUCCAUUUAUUCCAUUCCAGCCAUUACAAUGAGCCCAUCCUCCUAUAGCUCCUCCCGCCAGCCUCCUCUGCUGCACAAGUACUUACUUGGUGGUUCACAAUAGUUUGAAAUGGAAAUACUAUGGCAAGGAAUGGGAUUGGAACUGCUCUGUAAUUGUGCAUCAUAAUAUGUUAGUUAGACAAUCAGAGACCCACUGCCCCUGUCCAAAGAAAAGCAAGAGGCCAACGUUUGACUGUAUUUGAAUAUCGACAUUUUACACAAGCACGGCACACAUACGCCACAAUAUAAUUGUGAGCUAUUCAACACUUGUGAGCAGGCAUCUAGAGAAGACGUCCCCUAUUCCCGUUGAGAGCAGUACUUUUGACCAUGGUCAAAGAGCAGCAUGAGGGCAAGCCAACCAUUGUCACCGCUAGUAUAGAUGUAUUAAUAAUACAUUAACACGUAACUGCAUAUGCUUGGAUAAUACUGCACUAAGUGGGCCAGGGCACCUGCAAUGUGGGCCAGGGCACCUGCAAUGUGGGCCAGGGCACCUGCAAUGUGGGCCAGGGCACCUGCAAUGUGUUUGGUUUUAGCCUUAUUGUUCAGCUCAUAUAUGCUAUUGUAUGUAGGUCAAUGUAGCUCAGUCAGAGUAUUGCCAUUUGAAGGGUAAUAUUUCUAAAUGGUACUUGACUGAAUGGAGUCACUACUUAGCUAAUGGCACCUUAGGGAAGACAAUCUCAGAAACAAUCCGAAAACCGACUGUUAUUGUAAUCCUGAUGGUCAUUGUAGAGUGCAUGUAGUCUAUCUUGUCUAGCUAGCUUGGCUUGUGUACUUUAGCAAUAAGUCUCUAGUUCUUUUGUAGACCUUUUGCAUUUACUGCCAACUACAAUGGCUAGAUAUCGGGCAAUCACAUCCUUGUACUACUACCUUGGUGCUUAGGCCUCUUUAAGCAUUGUAGACUUCACCGACUACUGUAUACCAUUUUUCUUCAGAAAAGAUACGGUCAAGACCAAAUCACAAAGUCCAUUCCAGGGACUUGAUGGCAUUUUAAAUCCCCAAACUGUGUGUGUGUGUCCCAUUUACAUUUUUACAGAAGCAAUAUUUUAGCAGUAGAAAGAGCAGUAGUUUGAGGGAAAUACACUACGAUCACUAGCAUUUUCUUGCUCAUUGGAAACAAGGACAUCUGUAUAAAUAAGUUGAAAAUGGAGGGUUUCUGCUGGGCAAUAUCAUGACUGAGCCUUACUGUGCCUAAGAAUCAAGCUGCAAUUUUAGUUUUCUUUUGUAGAGGUAUUAUGAUGUCUUUCAGAACGAAUAUUAAUAUUAGUGUUCACACAACUCACAAAUACAGUGAACAAUUUAUGAAAUGAUUCUAAUUUUGUUCCUGUUAUGUUUAAUAUUGUUUUAUAUAUAUAUAUCAAGAAAUAGAUCAGGUGCAGAGAAUAAAAAAAUAGGUGAAAACAUUACUUUGGAUAAUUUACGUCUUUUUUCAAGUCUUUUGAUACCCAUUUGAAGUCCCACCCAGUUGACUACUUCAAAAUUGUGAAAGUCCUCAAUGGCGCUUCCCAUGCUAAAACGGCCUUUUGUGCACUAGUCCUCCAUCUAUCUCUAUGGUGCAGGUGCGUUAUGACAAAGAGGAAGAGGGAGAUCCAACUACCGGAAAAUCUGACUCCCUCCAGCAGGUGGCGUUGUUUGUUGUUGUUUAGCCCACCAAGCAAGGAGUUUUUGUAUAGAGGUCAAUGAGAAAGUGUCAAAUUUUGUCAAUAAAACAAUGAAUGGCUUA